Brenthis ino (lesser marbled fritillary) is the source of this 1263-nucleotide messenger RNA. The record is from the annotation of a GenBank genome assembly. NCBI's taxonomy places the organism in Eukaryota, Metazoa, Arthropoda, Insecta, Lepidoptera, Nymphalidae.
AUGCAAUUAGAAACUAGUAGCAGUGAAGCGAGCGCGGCGAGUUCCACGACGUUGUCCCAGCACUGUGCGAUAUGCGGCGACCGUGCUACAGGGAAGCAUUACGGCGCGUCUUCCUGUGAUGGUUGCAAGGGCUUUUUUAGAAGAAGUGUACGGAAAAACCACCUAUAUACAUGCAGGUUUAGCAGAAAUUGCGUGGUAGAUAAAGACAAAAGAAAUCAAUGCAGAUAUUGUAGGUUAAGGAAGUGUUUUAAAGCGGGCAUGAAAAAAGAAGCAGUCCAAAACGAACGAGACAGAAUAAACUGCAGAAGGCCUUCAUACGAGGAGCCGACGCAGGCCAACGGUCUCUCCGUCGUGUCGCUGUUAAACGCUGAACUGCUUAGUAGAAAGGUUAUAGAUGAAACGAACAACGUGACAGACGCAGAAAUAAACAACAGGAAGCUGGCAAAGAUCAACGAUGUGUGCGAUUCCAUAAAGCAGCAGUUGCUCAUAUUAGUUGAGUGGGCGAAGUACAUCCCCGCCUUCACCGAGCUACAUUUAGAUGAUCAGGUGGCGCUGCUGCGCGCGCACGCGGGCGAGCACCUGCUGCUGGGCUGCGCGCGCCGCUCGCUGCACCUCAGCGACGUGCUGCUGCUCGGCAACAACUGCAUCAUCGCCAAACACAACAUCGACGGCAGAAUGGACAUCGACAUCAGCAUGAUCGGCAUCCGGGUGAUGGACGAGAUAGUGAAGCCGCUGCGCGAGAUAGACAUCGACGACACGGAGUUCGCCUGUCUCAAGGCCAUCGUGUUCUUUGAUCCGAACGCAAAAGGCCUGUCCCAGCCGCAUAAAAUCAAGCAGCUACGCUAUCAAAUCCAGAUUAAUUUAGAAGACUACAUCAGCGACAGGCAGUACGAUGGCCGCGGGCGCUUCGGAGAGCUUCUGCUGUGCCUGCCGCCAUUGCAGAGCAUCACGUGGCAGAUGAUAGAACAGAUACAGUUCGCCAAGCUGUUCGGCGUGGCCCACGUGGAUAGCUUGCUGCAGGAGAUGUUGUUAGGGGGCGCGUCAACAGAGGCGACGAUAGAGGAGGGUGCGGAGGGUGCGUCGGGGGGUGUGGGGGGCGUCGGGGGCGCGGGGGGUGUCGGAGACGUGGCGUCGGGCGCCGCGUCGCCGCCGCUCGUGCCGCAGCUGCCCACUACAGUGUUUGACGCCACGUUCAAACAAGAGCCUAAUAUGAGUCCUGAACAUCCGUCUCGAGUCAUGAAGCCAUCUGACAUAACAUUGUUA